CCCUGGUGGAAAGUGAUGGACUAACCUGCCCACAGCAUCACUUCCUUCCUCACCCCAGGUGGAGAGUGGGUGGCUUGUGCCCUGGAGCAUGAGGAUUCACCACUCGCUCCCUCUUCCUGGGAUUUAUUUUCUGUAAUGUAACCAUUGUCUGCACAAAUUGACCUGUGUGAUCAGUGGUGACCCCCUGCAAUCUAAGGAGAGAAAGGACAUGUGGAUGGCAGCUCGGCGCAUGCUGAAAGCAGUCUUGGUGGAUCUCAGUGGCACACUUCACAUUGAGGACUCAGCUGUGCCGGGCUCACAGGAAGCUCUUAAAAGAUUACGCAAUGCUCCAGUUGCCAUUAGAUUUGUGACCAACACAACCAAAGAGAGCAAGAGAGACCUUCUGGAGAGGCUGAAGACACUGGAAUUUGACAUUGCAGAAGAUGAGAUCUUCACAUCUCUGACUGCGGCCAGAAACCUCCUGGAGCAAAAGCAGGUCCGGCCCCUGCUGCUGGUGGACAACAAUGCUUUGCAAGAUUUCAGAGGGAUACCUACAAAUGAUCCCAAUGCCGUGGUGGUAGGACUAGCUCCUGAGCACUUUAACUAUCAGAUGAUGAAUAAAGCAUUUCGGUUGAUCCUGGAUGGUGCCCCUCUUAUAGCUAUACACAAAGCUAGAUAUUAUAAGAGGAAAGAUGGCUUAGCUCUGGGCCCUGGACCGUUCGUAACUGGACUGGAAUAUGCUACAGACACCAAAGCAACAGUGGUGGGGAAACCAGAGACAACCUUCUUUCUAGAAGCCUUAUCGGGGACGGGCUGCAAGCCGGAGGAGACAGUUAUGAUUGGCGAUGAUUGCAGGGAUGAUGUUGGCGGAGCCCAGAAUGCUGGCAUGCUAGGGAUUUUAGUAAAGACUGGUAAAUAUCGAGCAGCAGAUGAAGACAAAAUUAAUCCCGCUCCUUACCUAAUCUGUGAGAGCUUCCCACAAGCAGUAGACCAUAUCCUACAGCAUCUGCUAUGAGAGAAGUGUUUAGUUUGGAGAAACUUGACUCUGUUUUGACAUUGUUGCCUCCCUUCCGCCUCACAAACUAAAACUCAGAGCACAGUGUGCAUCACACCUGCAAUCAGGCAAUGAACACGUCUCACUGCAGAGUACUGAAAGGAAAUGAUACUGAUGUGCAACCCAGUGGCAAAUCAUUGGUAAACUCUUUUACUUCCCUGAAGAUGGAACACAGAGAGUGGAAAAGUAGGUCUCCCAGUGUUCGUCAGGUCAGAUGGCAGGUGGAGGGAAACCAACCAGCAGACGAAACAAUUUGCUUUCUUGUAUCGUGUAGGGAAAGGAGGGAAAUUCACAUAGUCUUUCUUUGACUGUUUAGGAAGUAACUGUUUUAAAAAGCCCAUCUGAAAUGUGCCAAGUUAGUUAAACUAUAAAACCUAUGAGAAAUGUGCCAAGAUAAUAAACAUCAACAAAGCAUAAUAGCCAUUUUUAGCCUAAAUGAUGAUAGCUUUGUUGGUUCUUGUAUGUUUGUUUUAGUUACCAUGUGUCUCCUCUCUCUGCUGUAAUCUGACUAAUUUAAAUGUAGAGAUGGUACACAUUAAGAGUAUCUUACAAUUUACGAUAUCACCAUUACUAAUACCAAUCACUGCUGAUUUCUCACCCUCUAUUCAAACAGGUAACAAUUGUUUUUUCAAGUUUUAUGUAAAAUUCAAACAACCAGUAUUUUACAGAUGUUUUAAUUAGAUGCUGUUAUAAACAGGAAUGGUGCAGAAAUAAAAAUCUGGUCCUUAAUGGCUUUAUAGGACAUGAAUUUUUGAAGUUAGACUUCAGCAGGGUCCUAUUAACUAUACAAUUGCAAGAUUUCAUUUUUUUUCCCCUUUCUAAUGCUAUGAGAAAAAUCCUUCAAAACCCAUGGGACCGAUUAAAGCUUUUAAGCACUUGGUUAAUACAGCUGUAAAAUGAAAUCUCAUUCUGCAGCAUGUAUUGUUCUUCCUGCAUGUGUUAAAUCCACCAAAAUGAACUAACUUUGUAAUGAUGGUAAAUGGCUUUCCUGGUCCGUUUGCAAGCUGUACUAAUCAAAGUCCUUUCCAGUUGUUUUACAGUGCUCCUGAGUGUUAAGUUAUUAGACUGUAAUUGUACAUCAUUGUAGUACUCACCUUAUUGAAAAUAUAGUUUUGUGUUAA
Molecule: messenger RNA, 2154 nt
Organism: Mauremys mutica (yellowpond turtle)
Lineage: Eukaryota; Metazoa; Chordata; Testudines; Geoemydidae
Gene: HDHD2
Product: haloacid dehalogenase like hydrolase domain containing 2
Exons: 7
Coding region: 209-994 (261 amino acids)
Biological process (GO): dephosphorylation
Molecular function (GO): phosphatase activity
Source: RefSeq, a predicted model, not a curated record